AACGAGCUGAUGCAGAGGGAAGAGGAGAGCGGUGCAACUUUAAAAGCCUCGAACGUCAUUAAUUGAACUUCAUUCAUGGCUUCUAUCAUGGAGCAACAGCAACGACACGAUAAAGGGCAUCAUCAACACAAACACGAACACGAUCCUCCUGACUUCAACUUGCGAGAAUGGGCUCUCAAGGCUCGCCUCUCUCGUGACUACACAAAUUCUCGAAGGUUUUCAGCUUCUCAUAUCACAAGUUUCCGAGAAGACGCCCCGUCUUUUAGAUCAAACUUCACUAUUUCUAGCACUGCCUCUUCUCCUGGCUACUCUUUAAAAGAAGAAAUUGACCCGUCAACCUACUCCUUCACCACUGCUCUCAAAGCGUUGCAAGCUAGGACGGCUUAUAAUAGUUGGGAAUGUUUAUCACCAGAUGGGUUUGCUUUGAAUUCUAAGUGGAAUGAAGCUGAGAAGUAUAUAUGCAACCCUCUUUCAGGAGAGUUUCCAAUGGAGUGUUUAUCUGCAAAAACUCUCAGUGGAAGAUCAUUUCGUAAUUUGACUAACAGAAUUACCAUGUCUGCUCCUCUUGUUUAUAACUCGUCUCACCAUUCAAGAAAUAUGCAAACUAAUAAGCCUUCUUCUAUCACUAUGCUAGAAGAAGAUAUUGAUCAGUUUCCAAUUCCAGAGAGCAAAAUGGAGAAGAUGACUAGAGAUGUGGGAACUCAAAGCACACCACCUGAGCUCAGUUCUGCUAGUCCAAGCCCUGCUUCCGCCCCUUCAAUCAUGGAGGGAUCGUUGAAGCAUUGCGAAGCAGAAGGCAAUGGAGAUUCACCUAUUUCUAAUGCAAAGAUAAAAUUUGAGGAAGAGGUUGAACUGAAAGAAACAAGAGAUAAAGAAGAGACAAAAGGGGAUAAUAAAGAAGAAAUGUGGAUAAAGAAAAGAGAAGGGUGGUGCUGGCGCAGCAGCAGUGUGCAAGGUGGGUGCUUGUCAUGGAUGAGAAAAAGGCAUAGAGAAAAACACAAACCAAGAAGAAAUAAGCACAGUAUCUUUCUUCCUCCUCUUAAAGGGUGCUAAAUUAAAUAGCUGGAAAUGGUAAAAGAAUAUUGAAAGAAAAUGAAGUUUCUCUCUCAUUCUCCAUAAGUGAUUGUGCUGUGUGUGUGUGUUUGUGUGAUGGGGAAAAAGAGGGCAAUCAUGAUGUGGCAGAGGUGAAAGAUUAUUUGUUUCAAUGGUAGAGGUAGGAUGCUUUUGCUGUAAUAUUUUUGUUGCUGUUAUGGUGCAAAUGGCUGACAACUUUUUAGCUUCACGUGUAUGCCUUUUGUUUUGGCUUUAGAAUGGUAAGGUUCUCUAGGGCCACCCCUCCUUUUUUU
Molecule: messenger RNA, 1346 nt
Organism: Mangifera indica (mango)
Lineage: Eukaryota; Viridiplantae; Streptophyta; Magnoliopsida; Sapindales; Anacardiaceae
Exons: 5
Coding region: 76-1053 (325 amino acids)
Source: RefSeq, a predicted model, not a curated record